CCGAAAGUUUUUCUUGUUCAAUUUUUUCCCCAUCCACUUCGUUCGAGCGAACCCUAGCCCCUGCUCAAGGCUUCAACUGUUGAGAAGAUAAAUAAGAAUCUACGCAUUGAGAUUAGUGACUUAAAACAUUCGCUUGAAGAGUCCAGGCAACACCUAGAUAUAGAGGAGAAGAAGAUGGGAGCACGGGAUCUGUUCUAUAGGCAACACCUAGAUAGAGAGGAGAAGAAGAUUGGACCGUCACCCUCAUCUGGCCAAGCUCAUCAAGUUAAGCCUAAGUACUUUUGGGGUAAUGAUCCAGAGAGCGAAGAAGCGUAUUAUGCUUCGCAAAACAUACGGUCCACGAGUUCCUUUUUCACAUCAGGAUCAUUAUCCCUCUUCACUCGUUGCUGGCUACCACCUGAGAGUAGACCCCAACGCGGCCUGGUGUUGAUGAUCCAUGGGUACGGUAACGACAUCAGCUGGACCUUUCAGUCCACACCCAUCUUCCUGGCCCAGAACGGCUACGCCUGCUACGCUCUGGACCUCCCUGGCCACGGCAGAUCCCAAGGCCUGCUCAAGGCCUUCGUGCCGGAUCUCAAUGCUGCUAUCGACCACUGCAUUGCCUACUUCAAUUCCGUCAUCAAUCUCAACUAUCAGCAGCAGCAGCAGCAGCAUCUCAAAUGCUUCUUGUACGGAGAGUCCAUGGGCGGAGCCAUCUGCCUCUUGAUCCAUCUCCUGCGCCGCGUUGAGUUCAGCGGCGCUGUCCUUGCGGCUCCCAUGUGCAAGAUUUCAGACAGGAUAAGACCCAGGUGGCCUAUCCCCAGCAUCCUCAGUUUGCUUGGAAGGUUCAUGCCAACCCUUCCUAUCGUCCCUACUGCCAACCUUGUUGAGAAGUCAGUGAAGGUGGAGGAGAAGAGGGCCAUUGCCUCUGCUAAUCCCUUGAGCUACCUAGGCAAGCCCAGGCUGGGCACUGUGCUUGAGCUGCUGAGGGCCACUGACGAUCUCAGCUCCAGGCUCUCUGACGUCACCAUCCCCUUCCUUGUUCUCCAUGGGAGUGCUGAUGUUGUCACAGACCCAGAAGUGAGCAGAGAUCUGUACGAGAAGGCAAAGAGCGAGGACAAGACCGUCAAGAUCUACGAGGGGAUGAUGCAUUCCCUCCUCUUCGGGGAGACCGACAGCAAUGUGGCUAUGGUCAGGGCAGAUAUCCUGGAAUGGCUCAAUCACAGAACCAAUCCCAAUUGACAACUUUCACAAAAGCAUCAGCCGCAACCAACAGGAGCAAGGUGCUAUCUGCAGCUACAUUCAUCAAAUUCGUAAUAUCAUUGUCAUACUGUAUACAAUUAAGUUGGUUAAUUUACAGCGACAAAGUAAGCAAACAUUCUGUCACGUGUUUAUUCAGUUGAUUUUACUUUGUAUCGACUGCUUAGCUGUGUAACUUGAUGAUAUAUUUCGAUUCCUCUUGCUGCAUUACA
Asparagus officinalis (garden asparagus) is the source of this 1451-nucleotide messenger RNA. Its product is annotated as caffeoylshikimate esterase. The transcript has 3 exons. The record is from RefSeq and is a predicted model, not a curated record. NCBI's taxonomy places the organism in Eukaryota, Viridiplantae, Streptophyta, Magnoliopsida, Asparagales, Asparagaceae. Gene Ontology annotation, molecular function: lipase activity. Gene Ontology annotation, cellular component: membrane. The coding region runs from base 175 to 1221 and encodes 348 amino acids.